AUGGGAGAUUAAAUACAGUAGGAUACCUAUGAUAUUUAAUCACUGAUAAUGCUCUCUAAGAAAAUUGAGAGGCAAAGACAAGUAGCUGAGGAUGAAAGCCCAAUUCUAUUACAAAAAAUUUAGACAUUAAAAAAUGGGAUUCUAAAGAACAGAUUUGCUGUCUUAUUCAAAAGUAGACUUUUACUCUUCAAGACUUAAGGCUACUAUGAGGUUGGUUCACUGGCUAUGUCUGUAUACCCUCUAAUUAGAUGCACUAUAAGCUAAUUAAAUGAAAAAGUGAUUUUGACUUAUUAAAUCAACAACAGCUCUCCAUUAAGCCUAAUUAGAGACUAGAAAGUCUCAGUAAUUUCUGAAGAAUUAAACUUUGAAGGAUUGAAUUCUUAGAAAAUUCUCAUAUUCCCAGACUACAACACUGCUUAAAUUUGGCAUGAUGAGACAAAGUCGCUCAUAAAUGAGGUUGAUGCUAAAAUAAACAGACACAUGAAACUAACAAUUAAUCUUAAACAAAAUGAAUAAUCAUUUUUUGGUAUCCUUCAGAAGUUCCUUUGGGGACUCUGCUGUGACAUAUACCCUAAAAAUUUGAACACCAGGUACUCGAUAUACCAAGUCACUCUAGAAAAUCUAAAUGAAUCUACUCUGCCAUAUUACUCAAUUGAUACACAGCCAUCUCAACUUUCAUCAGAAAACUUUGUCCUCUCACAAGAACAAUAAAACGAUCUAUCAAUCCAAAUAGAAGAAAGCAGAUCUUCAUCAUUAAAUCCUCAUUCUUAAAAUGAUAUGAUUAAAGAAGAGGAUAAUGAAAAGUCUUAUGAGAAUGAUGUCUCAAUUGACAAUAAUCUGUUCAAAGAUGAGAAUAAUCCUCAUCAAAUGGAGGAUUCAACCUAUGAUCAAGAGUAAGUAGCUUAAUAUUCUUGUCUGAUUGAUGCGUGUACUGAAUAAAAGCUAAGCAUGCUUGAGGAUGUACAGAAGAUAUCAGGCUAGGAAUACUCAAACUCGAGGUACGAAUAAGAAUAUUCGCAUACCCUUAAAGAUUACUAUCAGAAACUAUCCUCUAAAGAGUUAUAACUAAAGACUAGUGCUCCUGAAAGAGUCUUUGAAAUCAUAACUUAUUUUAUUGAGGAGUAAUAGCAGAUAAACACAGAUCAAUCGAUUAUCAAAGAAAUAGUGAAGAAUGUUUUAGACAACUUUGAGGAGUCAUUAAUGAAUAAUGCAAGUGAGGUUUUAGCAGAACUUAAAAAGUUCUAAAUACCAUAAAAUUAAAAGAGCUUUGCCAAGCUAUUGAUAAAGAAUAACAUUUUGAUUAAUGAUAUUAGAGAUUUCUAUGAGAUUUACGAUGAAUGGAUGCAUAAGUAUCCUUAGUUGAUGACUAGCGAUAUUACAGAAAGCAAAUUUAACAGUGAGUCAGCUGCUGACAUGAUUUUUGAGAGACAAAAUAACAGAAAGGAGCUAGAACAACUGCUGAUAAAGUUAUAAAUGAUUGAUAAUUUGAGAUUUGAAACUGUACUCUAUAAGCAAAACAUUCAAAUUCUCAAGAUAUUAAAGUAAAUUUGA
This is a messenger RNA of Stylonychia lemnae, 1551 nucleotides long. The record is from the annotation of a GenBank genome assembly. Lineage: Eukaryota; Ciliophora; Spirotrichea; Sporadotrichida; Oxytrichidae.